This is a messenger RNA of Colias croceus (clouded yellow), 2234 nucleotides long. It is a transcript of the gene bora, whose product is annotated as protein aurora borealis. Gene Ontology annotation, biological process: regulation of mitotic nuclear division; regulation of mitotic spindle organization; activation of protein kinase activity. Lineage: Eukaryota; Metazoa; Arthropoda; Insecta; Lepidoptera; Pieridae. The record is from RefSeq and is a predicted model, not a curated record. Gene Ontology annotation, molecular function: protein kinase binding. The coding region runs from base 62 to 2092 and encodes 676 amino acids. Gene Ontology annotation, cellular component: cytoplasm; nucleus. The transcript has 8 exons.
CCACAAAUGCCAAAUUGGAGCAUUUACCGUUUAUUAUUUUUUAAAUUUCGUUAGGUUCAAAAUGAGUGAUUUCAAAAAUGAAGAUUUAUCAAAUACAAAUAAUAAAUGUACACCUCAAAAGAAAAAUAAAGUGCGUAAUCCUUUUGAUAAAGUGCUAGUAGAAAAUCUUCAUAAACCAAUAUGCAGCCCCGGUAUGUGCAAAAUGUACAAAAAUAAAUCGAGCGGUUCGUUUCGAUGGGACAUAGACCAAGCAUGUACCUUAGUUCCUACAGAUAUUAUCGUAUGCAAUAGCCAGUUUGAGCCGUCCCCAGAUCCAGCGUUGGAGAAGAUCGCUGAAGAAGCUACUGAGAAAUUCUUUUCCCAAGAGUUAGUUUUACCAAGUCCUAUGGAGUCAUCAAAGAAACUGCAACCUUUAUUACAAGCAACAUCUUCAGAUUCUAGCUCCAAUGUAUCUAGUCUUGCGAAAGAGUUAAAAUUUGUGAAAAGUGUUUCAGUUCAAACAACGCUAACAUUACCACCAACACUCCCUCCUGAAUUAGAGAGCAUUUUACAACCAUUCUGCACAUUUACACAGGAACAAGCAAUGUUUGAUGAGUAUGAAGUCACAGCAAACGGUUCAUUGCGUAGAACAUUGUUCUUUGAGGAGCAAAGUGAUCAUGAUGACUCGGAGCAUACAGAUGAAGAAGUUAGCAAUGAAAAGCGGCCACCAUCUAGCUAUGAAGAACAUACGCCAGUUGUAUUCAGCCCCGAUUUGAGUUGUGACUUUAUAUCAAAAGGUAUGAAGCGCACAUUUGGGACUCCUCUGCAAGCUGGUUCGAAACACAAACCAUACAGGAAUAAAAUAUUAGAUGUGGUUGACUUUGAACCAUGUUUCAGUCCUAUUGAAUUCAGAACUCCCAAAGGUUCAGCGACAUCGUCUUCACUUGCGUCAUCAUCGAUUUCACCUGUAACAAAAGUCAGCGAUGAGGAGAAAAACAAUUUCACCUCACCGGAAUCAGAAGCUAUGGCAACGUGUCUUGACUGUAUCGUUUCGGAACCAGACGGCGAAAAGAAUGGCGUGUGCUUCUGCAAAACGACGCCCAAUAAGUCUAUAUUAAAACGGAGUACGUCGCUGAAAAACUCACCGCCUAAAAACAAGAGAGGAUCCUCGUUGUCGGAGAAACGUAGUCUCAGUAUGUCGAGCUUGCAUCGCAGUCGAUCUGUACAGAAAUUAGAUUUUAGUAUGGACAUGAGUGUCGACGAAUCAUUUCACAACACUUCACAGGGAUCAGAAACUACCUCACCAGACAGGAAACAAGUGACUUGGUUCCUCGAGACUGACACAAAUGUCAAACAGUUAGCUAAGUUAGAUUCUUUUAAGGGGCAAUCUCAUGAUAUCCAGUCUUCCACAAGAAUAAACUUAUUAGAUGAAACUCCCAUUAAGGGCAAACGAAGGACUAAUGUCGCCCAUGAAAUUAGCAAAAUACGUGCACAGGCUACAGUUAGCCCGUUGCAUAUGUCCUUGGAUAAUAGUUUAGAUAAUUUUGAUAUACCUUUUAGUAUGGAGGACAAAAAGAUAGACUUUAAUACCAUUGAUCUCAAAUUCUUGACUGAAACCGUGUCGGAAUACGAGCACAGUUCUAAAAAUACCACAAAAGUAGCAAGUGACUCUUCCUCAAGCUAUAAGAAAGUCGAUAGUGGAUUUAACGAAAAUACUUUUUACGCUUCAAGUUAUUAUGAAAGUGCCAUAAAACCUUCAGAAUUGACUAUCACUAGUUUAUCUAAGGGUAAUAGUAGUAAGACGGCUUUAAAGGAAAUUUCCAACGUAAAUUGGAUGAGAGUCGACAGUGGCUUCAAAGACGAAACGUCGACGGACAGUACUCAGUUCUAUUCCAAUGAAAGUUCUAAUAAAAAAAUUACUAUUAAUCAUUUCUCUGACGUAAAAUUUGAUGAUAAGGAAAAUGAACUGAACGACGAUAUUGAUAGAAUUAUUCCGCCCCCAAAUAAAAACGAUGCCAUGUCUAUUUCGGACUUUUUCAACGAAGAUUUAACAUUUACUUGUAAUUUUUCUUCAACGCCGUCUAAAAAUAAGUCACGUAAAGUCAAUUCUUAAUUAUUUUAUAGGAAAAUUUAAUGGGUAUUUUAUAACGCUUUAUAAGUAAUAUAAAUGUAAUAAAUUAGUAGGAUAAUUGUUUUUGUAUAAAGUAAUUUAAUAAUGGCUAAUAUAUUAUUGUCGUUUUCUUUAAAAUUUCGAU